AUGACAGAUCCGAAACCGGCAGUGUUGAUGCCACUGGAUGAUUUGCUGCUGCCAGACGACGUCGGUCAGAAGCUUAGGAUCGUAGGCUUGUGAGUGUCGGUGCCCAUACAAUUGACCGGACCGCAGUCGGAUCGCAUUGUGGGACAUGGGGCCUCAGCCCUCCUGACGCACUUGAAACUGCUAGUCUCAUUGCCUUUGACACGGCCGUCUCGAUCGGAGUCGUCACGUAUGGUGAGACCAGUCUGCUGGUCAACUUCAGCUUGUGCUUGGUUGAAGCAGACAGGCCCCGUCUCAAGUCCCUACUCAUGCUGAUCGGCGAGCUGGAGCCAGCGGAUGCCCACGUGAGUGCGAGCAUGUCGACUGGCGUAAUACUGUGCUACGCUCGCGUGGCUUAUUGCCCCAAGGCUCUUCUCUACACUGUGACUCCAGCCUCAAGGCAGCGUCGAGCUGUAUUCAGCCACGCCUGAAGCCAUUCCUCCCAUUCCCGCUCCAAGCCGCAGCGCUGUGCUCAACGCCAUUGUCAUGAAGAAAGUGGACGACAUGGACAUGCGAGCGUGGGAACAAUCGGCUCGGCUCCAGUCCAAGCAUUUGAUGGAUCGGCAUAAUGCCCGAAUGGUCAGCAAAGGAUGA
This is a messenger RNA of Ceraceosorus bombacis, 630 nucleotides long. Lineage: Eukaryota; Fungi; Basidiomycota; Exobasidiomycetes; Ceraceosorales; Ceraceosoraceae. The record is from the annotation of a GenBank genome assembly.